This is a messenger RNA of Rhododendron vialii, 1542 nucleotides long. RefSeq lists its product as uncharacterized. Bases 86 to 397 code for a protein of 103 amino acids. Lineage: Eukaryota; Viridiplantae; Streptophyta; Magnoliopsida; Ericales; Ericaceae. The transcript has 5 exons. The record is from RefSeq and is a predicted model, not a curated record.
GCUUUACUUUUUGCCCUUACAGGUGUUGUUGUUUGGUUAGUUUGGGUAUUCUCACGUUUUAGCUAUAACUGGUAGAGAGCGAUAGAUGCAAGAUAGACGAUGGUCGGUCUUCCGGCUUUUACUCUCCAAAUCUGUACUUCAUUUGUUGAAUUCAUGCACUGUUCUUACGGCUGUGGGGGUCUUCAAAAGAGAUGGAAGAUUUGUUAUUGGUUCACCUCAUUCGUGUCUUGAUUACGGCUACAACGAAAGAGAACGUGUCAUAAGAGUUGUGAAAGUUCCUCCUUGUCAUGAAGGAAAGCGUUGGGAGUCGAAUGGUUCGUCUCUACGUGAUUCUCAAGGGAAAGAAAUCAAUUAUGCAGCCUGCUAUUUGCUCAAGGCAAAGGAAUCAUUUAUGUAGUCUCUUCGUGGAAAUGUUACUCAUUGGCAAGCACGAGACUACACAAGUAAAUUGCUGGUGGCUAGCCAUGGUUGUCCUAUUUGACUGAAGUUGAUUCAAGGUUGACCUUUCUAAACAAAGAUGGCAUUGUGGAUCAAAGGAAAAUACAAUAUCAAAAUCUACUCCAUGGACGACGGGCACCAAAAUUUUUGCAUUGGCCCUCCACCAUGUUCAACGGUUUACCACAUCAAAAGGAUGGGAUUGAAUUUAAGAUAGGUUAUCCUGCUUCCAAUUACGUGAACCUAAAAAGUAUUGAGAUGCCUUAAGAAUAGCAUUGUCUGACUUCUGGUGGAAGCAUAUCCAAUUAGCAAGGGAGAUUUAUAGUAAAUCUGUGAUCACAAAUCCCUUCACUCAGUUAAGGUCACUAACACCAGCACCUAGGCAUGAAUUGUGUAAUUUCCUUGUAUAUGAAACUAAACAUCUCAUUGAUGAGUCCACACUAUUGAUGCGGGAAAUUCAUGGAAAAUCAUAGACCUGAGGCACUUUCCAGAAUUUUGCUGCAUUUCAGUUACAUGGAAUGUUGAAACGGAUUGCUUUCAAAAAUUAAAGACCUUUCACUUGGGAGUUUCAUAUUCAUACGACAUAUAAUGUAAGAGUGAACUAUAACAGGUAAGCCAAACUGUUUGGGCGAGUGUCAAUCAAUUCCUGAAACACUUACAUAGCAAGUACAUUUGGAUUUAUGGUAGUAGGAUCAAUGCCAACCGAAAGCAAAGCUCUAUCCCUCUGAAAUGAAUGAAAGAUUUAGGCUACCCUGGAUUUUGGGCGGAAACAAAAGCAACAGCAAGGAAAAUGGCAUAUGCAUAUAAAACAAAACUGAACGUGUGCAAUGAACUAGCAAAACCAGCAAUGAAAUGGCAUCUGCAAAACGUGUACAUGUGGCUACUGGAGUAUUUUGCUAUUCGAGACUUCAUCAUUCGCAACUCAAACAUCUUCCACCUUGGCAGUAAAUUUAAGCAGAAGAAAUGUGCAGAAUUCGAAAACUGAACGAACUCUCUUCGAAAUCAUGUCCAACAUUUAUCCAACCUCGUUAUGAACACUUUCCCUCGAGCAAUUAAUCCAAUGAGCAUGCGGAAACGUGCGAAGCACGCGCAUUAGACUAGUAUUAA